Vitrella brassicaformis is the source of this 1776-nucleotide messenger RNA. Lineage: Eukaryota; Vitrellaceae. The record is from the annotation of a GenBank genome assembly.
CUCAGCGUGAACGACAUCACCUCAAUCUUAGAGACGUCUGACUCAUUCAAUUCACACAACAGAUAGGGAACCCGGCGGUCUGUCUCUCUGCCCACACCGGCAUCUGUUCUCUCUGGAUGGAUUGAUUCGAUCAAUGCACUUGACUGCUGAUGCUCAAGCUGCCUCUGGCCACUUUAGCACAACCAACAACAUUACAACAAUCACGCCAACAAUCAGGCCGCGACUACCGGGCCACCGACACGUGAGUGUCUCGACGGAUUGGCGUAUUGCUACCGCUAGUGGCUCGGUCCGUCGGAAGAGGGCGGGGGCGAGGGAUGAAGGUAUGGUAAGACAGCAGGAUGAGCCAUCGAGACAUCGAAAGGGAGGCGAACACGGCACAAAAAAUGUCUGCCAGAGCAGCACGCCAUCACACCAAUGGUCGGUCAUAACAAAAACCCGACAAAGGCGCUCAUUCUCCCUUUCCCUCUCCCAACGUCUACACGCCAGCAUCUGGCAGCCCCCAUCUGUCAAUUCUGCACAGCUACCUGGUCACUCGUCCACACACACAGACACUCACACACACACAUCGCAGCCAGUCCAUGCAGCACAUAAGUGUCGUCAGCUGAUCCCCACUGCCCCUCUGCUAUGAAUGACCCACCACACACAACAGCCGGCCUGACAGACACCACCAUCACCACACACAGAGAUCAGACACGAACACGGUCACAAAAUCAGCCCCUCUUAUCAAUGAGUGCCAUUCCCUCACCUCAGGCAUUGAGAACUGCAGUCAUUGUCACCCAUGUGCCCCCAUAGCCACUGAUGCUUCUGAUGGUGAAGCUGUCGAUGUUGGUGCCGACAGGGACGGAGGUCUCGAUGGAAGCACGCUGCUCAGCUGUCGUCCCGUCGACUCUCAGCUCCACACACUGCAGGCCCCUGAUGUGCGAGGUCACCGAGGAGAGGCUGGUGCGGACGAAGCUGCCGGCAUCCUCCACACUAUCGGGCACUGAAGGGGAGGGAACACACACGGCAGAAAUGAGGACGGAGGAACACAAAUGGCCUCUUCUCUCAGCGUACGUGUCAUUGUGAAACGAAGUUCCCUGAUCGUCGGCAACUCGUUGGCCGCCCCCAGCAGCUGGUCGACACCGAUGUGCCCCAUCCACACCUCACCCACCUCUCUCUCACUCGCCAGCGCCGUCAACACGCCCACCCUUUCCUCACCCGACAGCCUGUUGAUGUACACCCUCCCCAGCUCCUUGGGCAUCUUGUCGGCCAGCAGCCGGGCGGCUGCACCACCCAGGUCGCUCGAGACAUACAGCUGUGAGGCCUUGGGGAACGGCUGCAUGUGGGCGAUGAUGGCGGGGUAGGGCGAUGGGGUGUUGGCGCGGGGAUGGAAGCCAGGGGCAUGAUUCUCGACGAUCACCUCACGGCCUUGUCGGAAAGAGAGGCCGGAUACAAUGUCGACGGCCGAUUCACUGGGGCUGCCGAGGUUGUCGGUGAGGCCAUCCUCGGUGAAGAUGUACUCCACCGAUGAGGCCGUGUCUGCCAGCUGCUGGAUCAUGGUCUUGAAUGAGGGUGAGGGAUGGGAGGGGAGGGGAAGUUGGGGUGGUACAAGAUGGAGAGGUCGAAGCCGAAACGGCUGGUGUUGGUGAGCGUGAGUGGGGCGUCCUGUCGGCAGCACGCGCCGACCAGCUGGUCCAGGGCCAGCAGUAAGGGUAAUGUGGGGCGGCCGAUUCUGUAGAACUCACUCGAGUGCAGCUCCUUGAGUGACCGUCGACAGCCCCGCGCAACGAGCACUUC